Molecule: messenger RNA, 3513 nt
Organism: Psilocybe cubensis
Lineage: Eukaryota; Fungi; Basidiomycota; Agaricomycetes; Agaricales; Agrocybaceae
Exons: 13
Coding region: 1-3513 (1170 amino acids)
Biological process (GO): siRNA processing
Cellular component (GO): nuclear RNA-directed RNA polymerase complex
Molecular function (GO): RNA-directed RNA polymerase activity
Source: RefSeq, a predicted model, not a curated record
AUGGAGGCAUCGUCGUCGAAGAUGAGUGGCCUCCAGCAAAUGUUGGAGGAGGAUGAGAUGGACAACCAAGGCGAAGGUUCAGUUCGUCUUUCAUACUUUAAUUUGGUCAUGUUAACUGAAUGGCAUACAGCCUGUGGCGAAGACGAGGUCAUCAUCCCGUCUCUCGCGUUCAACAAAUCCACCGAUUCGUUGGGUGGGCUUUCACAACUUUCGCAGCAAACCAGUUACUCUCAGUUUGGAGAGAACGACAUCACAUCCCUGAUCAUGGAAUACAAUGAACCAGAACCUCCUCCUCCAACCCAACCAAAUGACGAAGACAAUGCCUCUGGCUCUUCCUCUGGGCCCUCGACUACGAGUUUGGGGAAACGCAAGGCUAGCGAGUCGUCUUCCGUGUCCAUCAACGCCGAACGCGAGUCCAAAAUUCCGCGGCCGGUUUCCCGUCCCUCAAUGGACGAUUUCUUCAGCGGAGGUUUUGAGGACAUUAUCUCUCCAGAUGAUUAUACUACACCCAUCCGUCUCUCUGCGCACCAUAGUCUGCAACCUCUCUUCAGGACCCUGGCAUACGGUUCGCAAUACGAAAUUGCGCGUUAUGUUAGCCUCGGGAAAGCGGAGUACAAGACGCUUUUGUUUCCUAACCUAUCCAAACUGGCACAGUAUAAGACCAAUGCCUUAGCCGUCCCCGUCACUGCUAGAAUCAUCUUAAGUGAUGAUGUUGUGGGUGAUGAAGAAGAAGAAGGCGGAGAAUGGAAAGACGCGUUUGCUAGAGAGCAAGCAUCCAAAUCUCCGUGGGCAGAGCUAGAUCGCGAAGAAGAGUCCUUGAAAAAGGACCCAAUGAGUGGUUUAGGUUUUACCAACACCGGUGAAUAUAAGAACUGGUAUGGAGGGAAAGUCUUAUUCCACGGAAAACUUCAAGCACCGAAGACAGCUGGCAAUAAUCCGCCCAGAUUUAAGAUGACGCUGGAACCCGCCGAACUGGAUACCUCUAAUAUGUUUGCCCGCCGUUUUGGCAGCAAGAAUAUCUUCCGACUCAAGCUGACAAAAUAUGUCCUAAACACGAAGCAUACAGACGCGUUGAUGAAUUACCUGUGCCGGCCUUUGAUUCUCUGUGGCAGUGUUUUUCGAGCCUUUUAUUCCAAGGAGACGAAUGUUUUUUAUAUCAAAACAAACGAAUAUACGGACGGGGAGAAAAUUAUUACCGGCAAAACUGUUGAGGGCACCAUGUCGUUACUCGAAUUCCUUGAGUGGCAUAACCCCAUGGCAUAUAACAAUGGUCAGACAAUGGCGAAAUAUGUUUCCAGGUUUGCACUUGGCUUGUCAAACUCAGUACCUGGGAUCGUUGUCAAUCAAAGUAAUAUACACUUUAUCGAUGACAUUAUCGCCUCUAGUACCAAGUCAAAUAUGACUGACGGUGCGGGAAAAAUUAACCGCUGGUCGCUAAUGCAAAUUCGCCACCGUCUGAACUGGGAAGAUAAACCUACGGCUAUUCAGAUACGCAUUUUUGGUACAAAGGGUCUUUUAAUCGACGAUGGAAUUAAUGCUAGUGAAGAAGCCUGUGUUCAAGUCACUCCUUCACAAAGGAAAAUUCAGUUCCCGGAAGGCCGGCCAGUAGACCUGGCCCAUCGAAUAGUGGACGUGCUCCGCGCGUCUCACACCAAAGCACCGUGCCGUUUAUCUGUCGAAACCAUUAUAUGCCUUGCGGAAAAUGGAGUCCCGAAGAGUGCAUUUCUUGCGCUCCUUCAGAAAGCCCUGGUUGAACUGGUUGAACCGCUUCUAAAAUGGGAUACUGUCGAGGAUAUGCGUACUCUGUGGACCAAUGUCCGACGACUUGGGGGUGUAAUGGCUGCCCGGAGAGCACGAGAAGAAGCUGGUCUUGCUCGUGUGAAAGGAUACUCUGAUCGGAAUGUAGAUGAAGACCCAGAUGACGAUGAGGGCAUUGAUAACAGUCCCUCAGACAAGGAGUCUGUGGCAUGGUGGGCGGAUGAAGUCAGUGGCUGUCCUUCUUCUCUUGAAGAGACAGUUAUGUGUAUGCUGGACGCGGGGUUUACACCACAAGACAAUCCAGUGCUGCGUGACAAAUUGUAUAGAUUCAUCAAAGGGCGCGUGGGUUACUACAUCAAAGGGUAUCGAAUCGACGUACCAAUGUCUGCAACUGCAUUCAUUGUCCCAGACACAUACGGGAUUCUUGAACCUGGCGAAAUUUUCUUCAAAAGCUCUCGUCGAGCAUUCUUAAAUCCCGAUGGAUCGUCGACCGACGUGGUUGUUGGAAAAGUUCUUCUCACUCGUCAUCCAUGCAAACUUCCGACUGAUAUCCAAAAGAUGGAUGCUGUGGAUAGACCGGGACUCCAUCACCUCACAGAUGUAAUUGUUAUGUCUACGAAAGGCGACAGGCGAGCAGCGGAUCUUCUAUCUGGAGGUGAUUAUGAUGGCGACAAAGGAACUUUUAUUUACCAACCUGAACUUGUGGAGCCCUUCAAAAACGCGUCUUUGCGGUAUUCGGAGCCACCUAAAAACAUCAACAAGUAUUUUGUUGCUGAGAAUAUGGAAGUCACGACAUUCCAGGAGCAAACUUCGGGGCUUGAUGACACGGAGAAAAUUCGUCGAUUCCAGGAGUACUUAUUGGGCUCUGUACGCAAUAUGAGUGUGGUCGGAAAAUAUUCAACUUUUCAUGAUAUAUCAACGUAUACUCAAGGGUAUUCUCAUCCGGACACAAUACGACUGGCUUAUAUGUUUUGUAUGACGCUCGAUGGAAUUAAAACUGGCAUGAGAGUCCUUCCAGAUGUUCUAGCACAGGAUAUGAAAAAUUUCAACAAACGUGCACCGCGAUGGAAAGAAACGGACGAAGAACGAACGCGACUUGCCAAUCUAAACGAAGUACAUGCCAAACGCCCACAACAUUUGUCUCGCUUCAUCAUGGAUGAUUUAUACAGACAGGCAGAGGAUGAAGGCAAAAAAUGGUACCCCCGGUUGGAAAAGGCAUUUUGUGAACGUCCCGUCAAAAUUGAUGAAGAUUUAGCUGCGCCAUGGCGACUUGCUUUGGAAAUGGCGACACGAUGGAUGAAAGAUGAAAGCAACUCUCGAAUGGCUAAUGAUCUUGAGAGGAUUAAAUAUCACGUUGAGGUGGUAUACAACGAACAUCGUGGCGAGAUGGGAUCGCCGAAGAAGCCCACUAAAACUCCAAAGAAAAGUAGCGGCAGCGGGUCUUCGUUCAGCGAAUUGCCCAUUGAAGUGCGCCAGAACAAAAUAAGAGAGUUGUCGCAAAAGUUCAACUCUCGUCCGACCAAAGAUGAACUUUUCAUGGCUGAAGAGGAAAUUGCCCGUCUACGAGCGUCCUAUGCGUAUGUAUAUGAUUUCGAGAUGCGGCGGGGGUUAAAUGGCUUCACUCGAUUUCCAUUCGACAUGGCCAUGCGAGAGCUCUGUCUGAUAAAAUCGCGGGCAAUAGGGCGCAUGAAAGCCGUCACUGGAGAUUUCUACGACCAUUUCAACAUGAAACACCCGAAGCAACACCACCACUGA